UGGGAGACAAAAAUGGCUCAAUUUCCAUGUCCUCGUGAACGAGUUGCAGCUUCAGCUCUGCUCCUCCUCUCAACUAUGCCUCCCCUACCUUCUUCGUCUUUGUCUUCUUCAAUGUUCGUGUUCGAGUUCAAGGAUGAAGAAUCGAAUCUAUCGAGCGAUGUACAUAGCAAGAUCAAGAGCUGGAGCGGGAGCUUAUUUUCGACUGACUCGAAAUCGUGCGAUUCGUCUAUCUCCACUGAUCGGUCGACGGAGGAGAUUUCAACUCGUUCGACGAGGAUCGUUCCUGUUGCGUCUGGCUGGAAUGAGAUGAAGUUUAAGGCCCUGCGCAAGAAUCGGUCGAAGAUCCACAAGAGCUCAACCCGAUGGAAAUUCAGUUCCGGCGAGAGCUCGAUGAUGACGUCCUCCGCAUCCGGAUCCGCGGAUAUUUCCUGCCAGUCCAGUAGCACUAUUUGUAGCGCAGAUUCGAGCGCGGGGAGCCGGUACACGACCUUUGGCAAGGGAAGAACGCACGUUGGCUCGGCUCACAUUCGGCGUCGAGCCGAUGGCAUUCUGAAUAUGCUUUCCGAUGGUUGUUACUCUGAAGUGAGAAUACGCCAAGUUCUCGGCGACAGUCCAGACACCAGCAAAGCCCUGAGAAUGUUGUUAAAGCUUGAGGAGGUUAGCAGAUCAGGCACAGGAGGGCGUCAGGACCCUUACAUUUACAAGAUUGCAUCACAUUGUAGGAAAUAGAGCUGAUCCGAUUAAGUACAGCUGAGGGUUUAAUUCAUCAUUCCCACUAAUUGGGAAAAUUUUGCUCCUACGGAUUGCUAUAUGUCGAAAAAAAAUAA
Molecule: messenger RNA, 827 nt
Organism: Humulus lupulus (European hop)
Lineage: Eukaryota; Viridiplantae; Streptophyta; Magnoliopsida; Rosales; Cannabaceae
Exons: 5
Coding region: 13-729 (238 amino acids)
Source: RefSeq, a predicted model, not a curated record